Tetranychus urticae (two-spotted spider mite) is the source of this 3664-nucleotide messenger RNA. Its product is annotated as cell adhesion molecule Dscam1-like. Gene Ontology annotation, cellular component: synapse. Gene Ontology annotation, biological process: homophilic cell-cell adhesion; synapse assembly. Gene Ontology annotation, molecular function: protein binding. Lineage: Eukaryota; Metazoa; Arthropoda; Arachnida; Trombidiformes; Tetranychidae. The record is from RefSeq and is a predicted model, not a curated record.
GAGUCAACACAUUUUUUUCUUCUCUCUCUUUUCUCUGUUCGUCGAUGAAACAAUAUUUGAAUGGUAACCAAGUUGUUACUCUUUUCUGUCCACUUCUUUUUGUUCCGUAUUCAUCAUUUUUUCAUUCAUUGUUCAACACCAUGAAUGGGUAAAGAACACCUUUUUCGUAUCAACAUUGACUUUUUCACCUUGAAACAAUUUUCUCGCCAUUUUCGUCACAAACAAGAUUCCAAUUCCGAAAUGAUAAAAGUUGCUUAAAAUGCCGAUGAUUGGCUGUUUGACUUGAGUUUAAGUGUUGACCAAUUGGAACAGUGUUUCAGUGUUUACUGUUUUGACACUACUUAACUGCCUAGUGCAACCUCAAAGGGAAUGCUCAAAAUCGUUGCCAUUUCGUGCUUAUUUGUUCUCUACCAUGCAAACUGUCAGAGUAAAUAUUCAUCAUUACCAUUAUCAGAUCAACUUUUCAACGCAAAUGAAACUUUGAUUAUAAAGUCGCCUUCAAAGCGAUGUGAUCAAGCUCAUAGUGAUUGUACCGUCCAUUAUUAUUUUCAAAAUGAAGCUCCAAACUCAAUUGCAAGUGCACCAGUUAUUGAUCCGUUCAAUUUUUCUCGUUACCUUGAAGAAGGGUCAAGAAGUAAAAUACUUUGCACAGUAAUUAAAGGUGAUCCUCCGUUUACGAUUAAAUGGCUUAAAGAUGGUAAACCGUUGCUCGACUCGAGUGAAGACGGUGUCUCAACCAUAGCAUUGGAUGAUUACUCAGUGGCCUUAGUAUUUUCACGUGUAAAGCUCAAUAAUCGUGGCAACUACACUUGUCUAGUUUCGAAUGGAGUUGCAUCAACUAAUCACACAGCACCAGCUUUUGUCCGAGCUCGACCAAGAUGGACAUUGGAACCAAUGAACUCGGUUGGUGUAACCGGAAAAGAUGUAUUAAUCCAUUGUCAAGCUGAUGGUUUUCCUGAUCCAGUUAUCCAAUGGAAACGUGCCUCUGGUGAUAACCUUUCAAGUCCAUUCCAGUUGAUCCAGUUUGACGGUCGAUUCCGUCAAUGGCCCAACAAUACACUCGAAAUUAAAUCAACCGACAAAUCAGAUGCUGGUUAUUACAUGUGUUCAGCCUCAAAUGGUAUCGGACCCGGAAUCAAUACAAUCAUUGAACUGCAAAUCCGAUCUCCAGCUCAUUUCAAAGAGGAAUUUAAAGUUGAAACGGUCCGUAAAGGUGGCCUUUUGGUAGUUCGUUGUGAAGCCUUAGGUGAUAAACCAUUGACCAUUGAUUGGAAAAAAGAUGGUCAAGUGUUUAAAGUUUCAUCCGAUAAAAGGUACAGCGUCAUUGAGACAAUAACGGAUUACGGUGUUAUAUCAGAGAUUCGUGUUGGUGCCGCUGAUCGAAGAGAUUCAAGUCUAUUCACCUGUACAGCAACCAAUGGGUACGGGACUGACAAGACCAAUAUUCAAGCAAUAGUUCAAGAAAAACCUGAUCCUCCGAGCAAAGCAGUUAUAACCAAAGUUGAAAGUCGAGACAUAUCAUUGUCAUGGUCUCCACCUUAUGCAGGAAAUAGUCUUAUACUUCAUUAUGUCAUUGAAUACAAAGAGGUAACUGGAGACUGGAAAACUGAUCGUAAGCUACUUCGUGUUCCUGGUACAGAGACUAGGGCUACUAUUGGAAACUUGUGGCCAGACACUUCGUACCAUCUCCGGAUAUUGGCUGAAAAUGUACUUGGAACAAGUGAACCUGGACCAGUUCUCCAUGCAAUCACUGAAUUAGAAGUUCCAUCCGAGUAUCCAUCAGAUGUUCGCGCUGAACCUUUUGGCUCAAAAUCCAUCAAAGUCAAAUGGAGGCCACCGAAGUCAAUGAGAGGCCGCAAUCGGAUAAAAGGCUAUUAUGUUGGCUAUAAACCAGCCAAUCCAGAGAAAACAUUUAUCUUUAAAACGAUGGAAGUUGAUGAUCAAAGUGGACCUUAUCAGUUAAUGUUGAACAAUUUAACUCCACUUACAAGGUACAUCAUUAUAGUUAAAGCCUUUAAUCGGAAAGGAGCCGGACCAGCAAGUCCAGAGAUUUCAGUGAAAACCAACGAUUUAGAUUCCCCAAAAGCUCCUAGACUAGAAGUGCUGGCAACGGGGCACAACUCAAUUUCAAUAAAGUGGGACUUGAGUGAUCCAAACUCGAACAUUUUAGGUUAUCGACUUUACAUUAAGGAAGAAGAUUCUUCUUGGACUGAAUAUCGAAUUGAUGGAGAGUUCAAUUCUCACGUAUUUGGUGAUCUUUCAUGUGGACGCAAGUAUGAAAUUUAUGUGACUGGUUACAACGAAGCAGGGGCUGGUCAACCAUCCAAUUUGGUUAAAACCAAAACUCAUGGUUCAGUUCCCAAAGCUCCAUCAAUCGCAUCAUUUAUUCGAACCAAUGGAACAGUCACAAAUCUUCUUCUCAAGGAAUGGGAAAGCGGCGGUUGUCCAAUUAAGGACUUUAAAAUUCAGUAUAAAAUGGAUGGUUCGAGUGGAUCAAAUGGGUUGCCAAGUGGAACCUCGCUGAGCUCAAUGAAUGACUGGAAACAGUUGACUCAAACUGUAUCGGGUGAUGUCAAGUCACUUUUACUUCGUGAUCUUAUUCCAGAUGCCUCUUAUCGAAUUCGCAUUGUGGCUCGAAGUGAUUCAGGAACCACUCAAGCCGAGUACAAUUUUCUUACCUCAACAAACCGUGACUAUGGUUCACCUCCGUCUGAACCUGGUUGGUCAAUAAGUGAUCAUGAUGUUGCCUGGAUCAACAUUAUACUGUUUCCUUUGAUUGCAGUUUCAGUCAUUAUUGGUUGCAUUGUCAUUCUCGUCUUUGGAUUGAGAAAAAAACCUUUACCCAGAAAGCCAGAACGUGUUUGCUCAAUCAAGGAAUCUAUAUCAUACUCUGAAGAGCUUCCCAUGUCGGAGAUUUCAGUGAAACAAUCACGAACAAAUUUAUAUGAUAAAUCAAAUGGUUUGGAUGUGAUUGGCAGUUUAGGUGGUCCGCUCGGCUCCAAUACCAAUGGACAUGGGAAUGUGGGAAAAGAGUGCCUUUAUUGUCCUUCAAUUUUAACACCUAAUAGUGAUCGAUGUUCCGGUUCACUCAAUUGUACGCAAUACUCGACCAACUCUGUAAAUACUUGUACAGAUGAUGGGUUUACACCAUCAACCAACCACUAUGGUAGAGCAAGGGAAGAGCAAACCUAUGAAGUUCCCUUUUUACUGACCAAGCCUAAAACAAGCCACUUGUCAGGGCGCUAUUCAACAACAAGCUCUGAACAUCCAUACAGCUAUCCAUGUAAAUUCAUUCGUACAUCCGAAGAUUGAUACAGAAAGAGAAAUGGAUACAGAAAAUGAAUGAAGGCAAGCCUCAGUAAAAGUUUCUUGUCUUACUUUUACAAAGUUUGCUUUCUGGAUGGUUUUAAGUUGAAAAACAAUGAGCCUGAUAAUUUCGAAUAGGAAUAACAUUCACUUUACAAGCUGGUGCAAAUGGAUAAUGGAUCGUCUCAAUGAUUCGCAAGAUCGUGUCUAUUCAUAUCGAAAUAUUGUUUGCAAAUUACCUUUUUUUAUACCUGAUAAGUUGAAAAUUUGGCCUUAACAUAAAUGCUGCAAAUAAUGUUCAUUUUAAAUUACCUUUUUCUAUUGCAUUAUGAUUGUGAUAAAGUUGUGAAUAAAAUCA